AUGUGUAAAAAGAUAUCGAAAGUGGGGAAAACCAUGGGCGGCUCUAGUGCGGUAAACUACAUGGUGUAUAUGAGAGGCAACAAAGCUGACUACGACGGGUGGGCCGCCGCUGGCAACCCCGGCUGGAGCUAUCGGGAGGUGCUGCCAUAUUUCAAGAAAGCGGAGAACAAUCAGGAUGUCGAAUCACAUAAUACAUACUACCAUUCUGUCGGCGGUCCGCUUAAUGUAGAACGAUACCCAUAUAUAGAUAACAAUGCUUUAAUGAUAGUGCAGGCAUUCAGGGAAAGAGGUUUACCAGUCACAGAUUUUAAUGGAGCAAAUCAAUUAGGAACAGAUGUAGCUCAAUCAACGUCACUCCACGAAUCAACAGAAAAUCCGAUGGAGUCAAAGUUUUUGAAUUUUAAUGCAAUUUCACGUCCUCCUAUAAAUCCUGUGAAAACUUGCACUCCUAAUGUGGUUGGCGUAAAAGUGACAGCAGGGAAAGGAAAAAAAAAGAUAAGGAGGAAAAGACCACAACUGAUAUUGGUACCAGAAGACCCACCAUCACCACCGGGAGAAUAUGACUUUAUCAUAGUUGGAGCUGGAUCAGCAGGAUGCGUGCUGGCAAACCGCUUGUCGGAAGUUAAAAAUUGGAAAAUCCUUCUUCUAGAAGCGGGCCCCGAAGAACCAGAUGUUACUAGCGUCCCAGCGCUUCCAUCAGUUCUGAAAUCUUCCAGCAUCGAUUGGGGCUACAGUACGCAACCAGAUGAGUUUACAUGUCGCGGGCUGAAGGGACACAGAUGCUUCUGGACUAGAGGGAAAACCAUGGGUGGCUCUAGCGCGGUAAACUACAUGGUGUACAUGAGGGGCAACAAAGCUGACUACGACGGCUGGGCCGCCGCUGGCAACCCUGGCUGGAGCUAUCGGGAGGUGCUGCCGUAUUUCAAAAAAGCAGAGAACAAUAGAAACCUUGAAUCUUACGACAAAAAGUAUCAUUCCGAAGGUGGCCCCUUAAAUGUCGAAAGGUAUCCUUACACAGACGAGAACGUUUUAAUGUUAGUUCAGGCAUUUCAAGAAACGGGCCUGAAAGUAACGGAUUUCAACGGAGAAAACCAACUUGGAACAGAUGUAGCUCAGUCAACUUCAAUGAAUGGGCAAAGAUUUUCCGCGAAUGCAGCUUAUAUCAGACCAAUACGCCGUAUUAGGUCAAAUUUGAAAAUAGUUACAAAAGCGUAUGUAACUAAAAUUAUUAUAGAUCCAGUUACUAAAACUGCUGUUGGUGUAGAAUACGUCAAAGAAGGAGCAGUGAUAACUGCAUAUGCCUCUAAAGAAGUAAUAUCAAGUGCAGGUGCUAUAAAUUCUCCUAAGUUACUGAUGCUAUCUGGAGUGGGACCUGUAGAAUUUUUAGCGAAACAUAAUAUACCAGUUAUAUCAAACCUUUCAGUUGGCCAUAAUCUACAAGACCAUGUCACAACUCAUGGGUUGGUUGUCGCUCUUAGCAAUAAAAGUGCAACUGCAGUUAAUGGCUCACAAUUACUGAAUAACAUUCAUGAUUAUUAUAAACAACCACCUCACAAGAACGGUUCUUUGGCAUCUUCGGGUACUCUAAGCGCAGUCGCUUUUAUUAAGACAAAUUUGUCGAAACAAGAUUUGCCAGAUAUUCAGUUUCAUUUUGAUGGAAGGAACAUUGAAGAAUUAUACGCUGACCCUCCGUCAUCCAUAGCAAGCAACAUUUUUCCAUUGACUUAUUAUACUGGAUUAUCAGUCAAGCCUUUGUUAUUAGUUCCUAAAAGUAAAGGAUACAUAAAGCUUAAUCACACUGAUCCCGUUUUUGGGCCUCCACUAAUAUAUCCUAGAUUCUUUACUGAACGAGAAGACUUAGAAGUUUUGAUAUCUGGGAUGAAAUACGCUACCACCCUAGAAGAUACCCCAGCGUUUAUAGAUAAUGGUGCUUAUUUUAUAAAAGUGCCUAUAAAAGGAUGUGAAAGCUUUAAUUGGGGGACAGACGAAUAUUUUUCUUGUUUAUUAACACAAUAUACGACUACUAUAUUCCACCCGGCUGGCACUUGUAAAAUGGGCCCCAGUUCGGAUACCGAAGCUGUAGUUGAUGCUAAGCUAAAAGUGUAUGGCAUUAAGAAGUUAAGGGUGGUAGAUAGUUCAAUUAUGCCGCAAAUUGUUAGAGGGAACUUGAAUGCCCCCACUAUAAUGAUUGCUGAAAAAGCCGCGGAUUUAAUCAAGGAAGAACGUUGUUAAAAGUACAAAAUGUCCAAAGACGACUAUAAUAAAGUUGUCGACUGACAAGGCUAGUCAUAUUUUAGUGCAAUUUGGGGAAGUAGUUCUAAAAUCGGUUUCCAGUAUACUUUCUAGUCCAGAUAUCUAACAUAAAUCACAGUCUUGCGAAUGGCUGCCAGCUGGUUUAGUGGACAACAAGAACACAUACCUGACCUGACAGGAAGUG
Leguminivora glycinivorella is the source of this 2437-nucleotide messenger RNA. RefSeq names its product glucose dehydrogenase [FAD, quinone]-like. Lineage: Eukaryota; Metazoa; Arthropoda; Insecta; Lepidoptera; Tortricidae. The record is from RefSeq and is a predicted model, not a curated record. Gene Ontology annotation, molecular function: flavin adenine dinucleotide binding; oxidoreductase activity, acting on CH-OH group of donors. The transcript has 7 exons. Bases 1 to 2232 code for a protein of 743 amino acids.